This is a messenger RNA of Lytechinus pictus (painted urchin), 3233 nucleotides long. RefSeq lists its product as uncharacterized. Bases 414 to 2627 code for a protein of 737 amino acids. The record is from RefSeq and is a predicted model, not a curated record. Gene Ontology annotation, biological process: proteolysis. The transcript is spliced from 16 exons. Lineage: Eukaryota; Metazoa; Echinodermata; Echinoidea; Temnopleuroida; Toxopneustidae. Gene Ontology annotation, molecular function: cysteine-type endopeptidase activity.
AUACACACACGACACACACCCUCACAGCGAGGGAAAGAAAGAACAGAGGGAGAGACAAAGGAGGCAAUAGAGGGAGAAAGAGUGGGGGGAGAGAGAGAGAGAGAGGGAGAUAAGGGAGGUGGUACAAAUGAUAAUCGUGUACAGUUUUUGGUUUUUACCCACUAUUGACGAAUCGAUGUUCCCAGCAGCGCCUUUGUAACUUGCACUAAUCUUGCAAAAAUAAAUUAAUUUCUGUCACAGGAGAGUCACAGAGAAACUCGCCAUAUCGCUCUUGAGAAAACAUUUAGACUUUUGAAAGUUAUACUGCACAUCCUUGUCGGUAUGCAAAUGAGGAGACUGAUGCAGUUAAGUAUUAUUAACUGAAAAUAAACAGUUUUAUCGGCUCUCCGCUCUGUCUCCGAUGAGAAAAAAACAUGACAAAUUUGUAUUUCCAGCGGUCGGUUGCAAUGUGUGUGCUCCUCCAUUUGACUUAUGGUUUUGUAUUUGCUGUGCCUUACCAAAUAAAUGUCGUCACUGAGAGCAAUAUAUUGUCGCCAGUAGUCUCAUCUACAGACCCGUUACCGAAUCUUGGCGACCUCCCUUAUACGCCAAUAUUUAACGAAGAUGCAGAUAAGCAAUGGGAAAGUAUGCGAACAUUUCCUCGUGUUUCUUUCGAUGAUGAAUCCGGCACGGCUCGCAUAUCAUGCCGUACUUUUACAAACAUGACACAGAAGCGAAUCUAUGAGGUUUUUCGUCAUUUCUACCUUUACGAUGCUUUUGUGAGAGACGUGCAGACUGGGACACGAGCAAUGUUGCAGUCAUGUUUUUCUCGGGAAGAGGGUCUCCAGCGAGUGACAAAAGCUUUGAUUGACAGGCUCAUAUCUACCGGACAGAUGACAGAAUCAUCAUCAUGCUUGGUGCCCGCUUACUCAUCCCCUCUCCUGCUCAUCCAAGGAGCUUGCCCGCCAGAACUUGGAAUCAAGUGCGACACAGUAUGCGAGUUUGCUUGCAGUGAUAGCAGCUACACAUUGGUGGGGAGUUCUGCAAUAAGAUGCCAGCCAAAUGGAACUCUUUCGGAUAAAUUUCCCCACUGUAAAGCAAAUGAGGAACAUACCACACAGGUCACCACGACAAAGACAACAUCUACUCCACAUCAUGUUGUACACACCACUUUACCAUCCACGACAACAAAUAAACAUUCCUCCCCGAGGAGAUUUACCACAAGAACGGCGCAACCUGAAAAUGGCACAACACCGGGAAGUCGCACAGGUCAUACCACACCAUCGACAACAGGAAUGCCUUCGACGACUGGUUCAUCAACUACCUCCGAAGAUAUUAGUACAACCACACGUUCUCCUACAAAGAAGGACCCAACGUCAAAGGCAGUACCUACCAUGUCUACCAAGGCGGAUAGACCUACAGACGCGAGUUCUUCUACUGUGCCUUCUACAAGUUCUGUUCCUGGCUUGCCCCAUAGAUUCAGUUCGUUGGCAUUCAUUGGUUUAUUGGGAGUUCCUCUACUUCUUCUGCCAGCGAUUUUCGCUAUAUAUAAAUUAGUUUUCAGGCACCGCAGGAAAAAGUAUUUGAUACUUGAUGAAACUUCGGGGAAAGAUGAUUUAGAUGACGUUCCAUUUGAAUGCGAUGGAUACUAUACCGCCCAAAAAAUCAAGCAAGCCAUCCUGACAGAUAUGUCUAUAGAACUGAACCGGAAAAUGUGCUACGCCAUGGACAAACCAGACAAGGGAGUUGCUUUCAUCUUGAACAACUACAUAUUUGAUACCUACAGAGCGAGUGAAAGGAAGGGAUCUCAUAUUGAUUUGGUCAAUGUGAGGCAUGUCUUUAAGGAGAUUGGAUAUGCCCCUGAAGAAGCUCAAAAUCUAACUGCUGAGGAAAUAAGAAUGGAGCUAAAUAGCUUAAAACAGAAAAUCCUGCCCACCCACACCUCAGUCGUCUUGGUCUUCAUGAGCCAUGGGGUUCCAGAGGGCAUUCUUGGUACUGACCAGAAGGUCGUAACCGUCGAGGAAAUCAAGAACAUGUUCUCGGGGAACAACUGUCAAGCCUUGAUCGGAAAACCAAAGAUCAUGUUCUUUCAGGCCUGCAGAGGAGAUAAAGUUACUCCAUGUGCUUCCUCGAAUAACACACCCCUUGAAGCAGGGACCGAGAAGUGCGAUGGCAUCGUGAGCACUGAUGGGUUAACAACAGGUGGAAGAGUUGCACUAGCCAAAGACGAUGGGGAAAGCUCGAAACCAGAUAGGUCCAUGGUCAAACCAUCACCUGAUAACAUCAAAGGAGAUGAGGUGGAUACCGACGGUGGGGUACCAGAUAAUGCCGAUGUCUACAUUGCUCAUGCUACUUCUGAAGGCUAUUUCUCGCUACGUGACAAGCAAAACGGAUCGUGGUUCAUCCAAGCCCUUUGUGAGGAGUUAAUCGCUAGUGCGCAUGCCCAUCAUCUUGAUGACAUCAUGAUGAAGGUAACAGAUAGAGUAAAGCAACACGAAGCUAAUAUUGUGGUAAGAGGAAAACGACGACUCACUCUACAGACCCCGCAGAUUGUCAAACAAGGAAUAGGAAAGAAGAUCUACUUCUUACCAAAAUAUCAACCGGUGCACCGACGAUCCAAGGCCACUGAACUUAAGUCUCAUUUGUGAGCUUGCAAUUUAAGACGGGGUUUCAGGAAUGCCCGGCAUCUGUCAGGAACGGUCAAGGGUCAAAUCAAAUGUUGAAGGAAUCGAUCCUGUCAAUACUACCCAGUACAUAAUCAAGCUAUUUUUUUUUUCUUUUGUUACUUUUUGUGUAACAUGUGUAAUACGCAGUAAAACGCUGAUUACUAUAUGAACUAUAGCUGUUAAAUACUUCAAACAACUGGAGGUUAAACAACUAGGGGAAUCUAAUAGUUCAAGCUAUUAAAUAAGUUUAGUUAUACGAUAUUUCAAACAAGUGAUUAAACAUUCAAACAAAUAUGCUUAAUUUAUUGAAAUUAACUGUUAAAAAAUGAACAGCUGUUGUAAGAAAACAGCAUUAUCAAAAAUGUAAAACAUCUUUUACUGUGUAGAACAACCCUAGAAAAAGAACAAGUCAUGCACUUAUUAAUUCAUGUAGAACUACAAUUGUGAACACACAUUGGCGUCGGAAGCCAAAAAUUUUAGAUGGGACCACCCAAUUUUUUUGACAAGCAAAAAAAAGGUUAUCAACCAAAAAUUUAAGGGAGGGACCACCAAAAUUUUAGGGGGGACGCAGGAAACAAAAUUCACAAG